AUGUAUGAGUCCCAGGAGUCUGCACAGCUGGCUCCAGUCAAUGACGGAUCUGGCUGUACUGCACCAUGCAGGGACUGUGCAGAAAACACAAAGCUGCUACACACAAUUUUGCAAGAGCUGAGGGAACUCAGAGAAGGGUUAAAUGCCAGAAGCGAUGAUUAUAAGAAAUUCGUCAUGGAGAAUUCAGAUAUUGAGACAGUUGUAAUAAUGAGCCUUACAAACAAAGACAAUGUUGUUACUAGCUUUGUCAGCUGGAACAAAUUCCAGGUUAAAGUGGUGUCCUUAGUGCACAGACUAGGAAUAAAGGCUGAUAUGCCAAUGAUCAUGCGAAGAGUAAACAAAUUUGCAGCAAGGAAGUUUGUUGACUUUCGAUCACAAACAAAAGUUAAGGUUUGUACAUAUUUAAUGAAAUCAAAUGAUUUUUUGCUGUCAGGGAAAAAGGACGCUGGAUAUCUGAGUGUUCAGGACCUGGGGAAAGAGUUGUUCCAGAGAUUCUCCCCAGUCCUGAACAAUCAGAUUGAACAGACUACAGUUGUUUUGAGCCUUCUGCAUGAACGAAAGCUAUUCAAGAAAAGGCGAAGUGAGGUUUUCACUUCAAUGGAUUUCUGGUCUGAAUUUAAGACAUUCAGAAGGAUGGUGGAGGAAGACCAGGAUCCAUUGAAGUGGGAAAGGCUGAUGACCAGGGAAGAAAAGAGGAUUGAGAGAUAUCAAAAGCUCCUCUGUGAGUUUAUAUUUUCAAUGUUACAUUUUUACAAUUAA
Ostrea edulis (European flat oyster) is the source of this 759-nucleotide messenger RNA. RefSeq lists its product as uncharacterized. The transcript has 6 exons. The record is from RefSeq and is a predicted model, not a curated record. Lineage: Eukaryota; Metazoa; Mollusca; Bivalvia; Ostreida; Ostreidae. The coding region runs from base 1 to 759 and encodes 252 amino acids.